Messenger RNA from Megachile rotundata (alfalfa leafcutting bee), 6586 nucleotides. It is a transcript of the gene Fur2, whose product is annotated as furin-like protease 2. Lineage: Eukaryota; Metazoa; Arthropoda; Insecta; Hymenoptera; Megachilidae. The record is from RefSeq and is a predicted model, not a curated record. Gene Ontology annotation, molecular function: serine-type endopeptidase activity. Gene Ontology annotation, biological process: protein processing. Gene Ontology annotation, cellular component: trans-Golgi network; Golgi membrane.
UUUGAUAUAAAUAGAAUCGUCUUCAAAUCGAUUACAGUAGGUGGCACCAGCAAAAUAUCGAUGGAGCCAGUAGGAGACGUCAGUGGCUCAAAACAUGUCGUACGCUGUGUUGUCGCGUUAUGGAGUAAGGUUAACCGAGUCACAAUCAUCUUUCCCGCGAGUGACAUUCCAUUCCCUGAACGGUGCAAAUGUUCCUAAUUACCGAUCACGAGUCAGCAUCGACGAAUCGUUCGUAAGAUAUCAGAAAAUUAGACAGGCCAGGUGACAAGGUGCGAGUGGUGCGCGCAGUUGUGGGGAAAGGUAUGUGGUGGGGGCAGCACUGUGCUUUAAACGGAGUGGGGAGAGAGAGAGUUCGUAGUAAGAAGAAGGACGCGUGAUACGUGAAUGAAAGAGAGGGGCUAACGGUAGCGAGAUCGUGGAAAAGAGAGAGAGCAAAGUUUCGUUCAGAGGCUCACGAUAGCCCGUGGGAACAAGACGGCCGAACGUUGGCGGGAGAAGGAUAAACGACGAACGAGAAGGAAGGGUAGAUUCACGAGGGAGAGGCGACGAGUUUGUUUAUCGCCUUGGUGAACGGCGAGAGCAGUCAGUGCGGUGCUACACUUGGCCUGUAGUGGUUGGAGCGAUCAGUCGGUCGGUUCUUCUGACAACUUGCUUCGUGUUGUGAGUGGGUGUCGUGUUUUCUCAUGUCAACGUCCGUCGGUUGAGAAUCUCGUGCCGGAAGAACAUGCCGCGAACCGCUGCCAAAACAUAGUUUCGUUCGGUCGUGUAUCGUUGUGCCAAAGAUCACGGUGACAUUUCGUGUGGUACAAUCGGCUGGAGGGAAGCUGCUACACACCGGGUUCACCGAAACAGAUACGUCAAACAGAGGAGUCGAUGAUCGGUCAGUGUGGUCAAAGUGAUCCAACCAAGUGUCGUGUCGCGUUUCUAAUCGUGUUUUAAACUCCUUUUGUUCCUUCUUCUUCUCGUCGUCGCGCGGGGAAAACGAGAAGCAAUGUUAAAAUAAAAUUUAAAUGAAAAUUCGCGUUUCGAUCGUUGCAUCUUGUCGUUGGUGUCUGAUCGUGAAUCGGUGUCCAAGCAAUCGUAGUUUCGGCUGUCUCAUUUCUUUAUUGGCCGUUUGAAUCGUUGACGAGAUGAUCGUCCAAACGAGCUCGUUGUGCGUGCUGGUGUUGCUGAUCGGUGCCUUAGUGAAGUCGAAAGCUGAACCACGCUCGAGAUCAUCCCCGAUUUACACCAAUCAGUUUGCGGUCCAUGUGCCGGAUGGUCCGGACGCCGCUGCGGAGAUCGCCGCCAAACACGGAUUCGACAACUACGGACAGAUUGGAGCGUUGAAGGAAUACUUCCUGUUCGCCGACAAACGACUUCACAAACGAUCCCUUUCCAGCAGCGAGUCGCAUCACAAGACGCUAAGGGAUGAGCCGCGGGUGCGAUGGUUCCAGCAGCAGCACGAGAAGAAACGCAAGAAGAGAGAUUUCAUGCCCACGUCGUUCCCGUUCGCCGAUUAUCCGUCGUUUUUCGACGAAUUUGGCCCUCGUCCUAGGCAGGCCACGUUCCAUCGACAAAGGAAUAGAGGCGUACCUCUUCAGAACCUGUUCACGGAUCCGCUCUUUAAGGAACAGUGGUACCUGAACGGCGGCGCUAAAGAUGGCUACGAUAUGAAUCUUGGACCCGCUUGGCAAAAGGGUUACACAGGCAAGGGUGUAGUUGUGUCGAUCCUCGACGACGGCAUACAAACGAAUCAUCCGGACUUGGCGUUAAAUUACGAUCACCAGGCCAGCACGGACAUCAACGACAACGACAACGAUCCGAUGCCAAGGGACAACGGUGACAACAAGCAUGGAACACGAUGCGCUGGCGAGGUCGCCGCAGUUGCUUUCAACCAAUAUUGUGGUGUUGGCGUCGCGUAUAAUGCCAGCAUUGGAGGCGUGCGAAUGCUCGAUGGCCCGGUAAACGAUGCUGUCGAAGCCAGAGCACUCGGAUUGAAUCCUGAUCACAUCGAUAUAUACAGUGCAUCAUGGGGGCCCGAGGAUGACGGAAAAACUGUCGACGGCCCUGGCCCUCUUGCCAGAAGGGCGUUUAUUUAUGGAGUAACCAGCGGUCGCAAAGGCAAAGGCUCGAUCUUCGUGUGGGCAUCGGGCAACGGUGGUCGGCACACGGACUCCUGCAACUGCGACGGCUAUACAAACAGUAUUUUCACCUUGUCCAUAUCGAGCGCAACCCAGGGCGGUUACAAGCCCUGGUACCUCGAGGAAUGCAGCUCCACGUUGGCGUCCACAUACUCGUCGGGCACGCCGGGCAACGACAAGAGCGUCGCCACGGUGGACAUGGACGCGAAACUGCGACCGGACCACAUCUGCACGGUCGAGCACACCGGAACUUCCGCCUCGGCGCCCCUGGCUGCGGGCAUAGCCGCCCUGGCGCUCGAGGCGAACCCCAGUCUCACGUGGAGGGAUAUGCAGUACCUGGUGGUCCUCACCUCCAGGUCCGGCCCUCUCGAGAAGGAACCCGGCUGGAUAUUGAAUGGCGUCAAGAGAAAGGUCUCCCACAAAUUCGGUUAUGGCCUCAUGGACGCCGGGGCUAUGGUCAGCCUCGCCGAGCAAUGGACCAACGUGCCGCCUCAACAUAUCUGCAAGUCCGAUGAGAUCAACGAGGAGAGACGUAUCGACCCGACCUACGGUUACACGUUAAGCGUCUCCAUGGACGUUACCGGCUGCGCUGGAUCCUUGAACGAGGUUCGAUUCCUCGAGCACGUGCAGUGUAAGGUUUCAUUAAGGUUCUUCCCUCGAGGCAAUCUGCGAUUGCUGUUGACAUCCCCGAUGGGUACAACGUCGACUUUACUGUUCGAAAGGCCACGGGACGUUCUUAGCUCGAGCUUUGACGACUGGCCCUUCCUUAGUGUCCACUUCUGGGGUGAAAAGGCGGAUGGUCGAUGGACAUUGCAGAUCAUUAACGCCGGUAAUCGGCACGUCAACUCCCCAGGAAUUUUGAAGAAGUGGCAGCUGAUAUUUUACGGAACCGCGACGAACCCGAUUCGGAUCCGAACACGUCAAUUUAACCCGGUACAAGCGCAUUCUUCGUACGCCUCCGUGCCUUAUCCAUAUCCUGUAGACGAUGAUCCAUUAUCGCUGGGCCAUCGCGGCGACGUCGACUUCUUUCCUUCGUCUACCUUUCAGGGCUACCAGGGCCCGUACGUUGGUUCCGCGUCCAACGUCCAAGCAUCGGUGGCGACCCUGGAUGGUUCUUCGGCACCUAUCCUGACCAAUCGGCUGCCCGGGGACACGUCCUCGUCCUACGAUUCGCCCUCCUCGUUAUCCCAAGUCGGGGACGAGUCGUUGGACACCACUAGAAAGAUCCUUCACGAUUGUGAUCCUCAGUGUGAUCCUCAAGGCUGCUACGGCAAAGGACCCACACAGUGUGUUGCGUGUAAAAAUUAUAGACUCGACAACACAUGCGUGAGUCGAUGUCCACCCAGAAGCUUUCCAAAUCAAGGAGGAGUUUGCUGGCCCUGUCACGAGUCCUGUGAAAUCUGUGCCGGGGCUGGCCAGGAUUCCUGUCUUUCCUGCGCACCUGCUCAUCUUCGAGUUACUGAUUUGGCUGUUUGCCUGCAGCAAUGUCCUGAAGGAUAUUACGAGAACACGGAGAACGGAACAUGUGUACCUUGCGAGGCAAACUGUGCCAGUUGCCAAGAUAGGCCGGAUAAAUGUACCAGUUGCGAACAUCACUUGGUUAUGUAUGAAAACAAGUGUUACGCGGCGUGUCCUUUGUACACCUACGAGACUCAAGAUUACAACUGUGCGCCGUGCCAUUCUAGCUGCGAAACUUGCAACGGCACUGCUGAAAAUCAGUGCAUCUCUUGUCGCUCAGGAUUGUUCUCGCUAAACGGAACCUGUAAGGCGUCAUGUCCAGCUGGUUACAGCGCGGACAAGAAGCGCCGAGAAUGCGUUCCGUGUCCUCCAGGAUGCGCCACCUGUGCCACAGCGACCUGCACCAGCUGCAUCGACGGAUGGACCCUGAACAAAGAGAGUCUGUGCGCCCCUGAACACUACGAUCGCUGCGAUAUAUCCGAAUUCUUCGACAAUGGACACUGCACGUCGUGCCACACCUCCUGCAAAACUUGCGCUGGACCUGCGGACAGCGACUGCAUAUCCUGUCAGAACUCGCUGCUUCUUCAAGGAAAACGAUGUGUCUAUCAGUGCGAUGACGGAUAUUACUCCAUGGCGCAACCUUCGAGGGCUGUGUGUGUUCCUUGUUUACAUACUUGCAAGACCUGCGUGUCCAGGUUGAACUGCACCGCGUGUCAGGAUGGAUUGCAGCUGCAGAGCGGAGAGUGUAGGUCUUCUUGCGCGCAAGGGUAUUACAGCGACAGGGGUCAAUGUGCCAAAUGUUACCUCUCGUGCAAGACGUGUUCCGGGCCCCGAAGAGAUCAGUGCGUAACUUGUCCUCGAGGAUGGCAACUCGCAGCCGGAGAAUGUCAUCCGGAGUGUCCCGAAGGAUUCUUCAAAUCUAACUUCGGUUGUCAAAAGUGUCAUCACUACUGUCGCACGUGCAAAGGGGAAGGUCCAUUAGAAUGCACCUCGUGUCCUCCGCAUUCCAUGCUAGAAGGUGGUUUGUGCAUGGAGUGCCUCGGGGCGCAGUAUUACGACCCUCUGACGCAACUUUGCAAGAACUGUCACGCUGAUUGCCGAAGGUGUACGGGUCCUGGGAAAUUCAGUUGCGCGGCUUGUUCGCCGCCGUUGCAUUUAGACAAAUUGAAUAAUCAGUGCGUACCUUGUUGCACGGGCAACGAGAAGGGAACCGAAGCUGAAGAGUGUUGCCUUUGCGAUCCGGAAACUGGUGGCUGCAGGAACAGCUCACCGGCAGGUAAAAGAAGAGUGCCAGGCACAGAAUUUGCGGCGGCCGAUACGGCCAUUUCUGAAGUGUAUGCGAACUACGAGGGAACAGCCGAUAAAAACGAUUCAACUACACUGGCGAUAACAGCAACUACAACUAUUGCUGUUGCCAUCUGUCUGGUGUCCGUCGCAUUGUUUGCCACUAUUUUCAUUGCACUUCAGGCUAUGUCAAGCAGAAGAGAAACGAACAAAGGUUACACGCAGCUGGCCAUGAGGGUGGAGCCUCCUGACGAUGUGGAUGUUGACGACACGACGGAGCUGAUGACCUAGAUAUCUUCGGCAACGACAACCUCUCGUCGAAGAGUUAAAUGAAAGUCGUCCAAUUUCGACAUCAGGAUCAAAUUUAUCGGUGUGUUCGUGCGGCGUUAGUAAAAAAAAAAGAAAAAAUGGAACGUGUCAGUCGGGAUCGAUAACCGCCGCGAUUCCAGUUUAAAGAACAAAGUGGUCCCGGACGAAGAGGAACAAAAGUAAAAACACAAAAAAAAGUAAACAUAGAAAGAACAAAAUAUUAAAUAUUCGUUUGAGAGAAGAGAGGAGGAGGAAUAAGGGGAGAACAGUGUCGUAUAAGAACGGGGACGAAGGAUUCGUUCGAAUCGUGAUAGCAAAGACACCAUUUUCUUUUUUGGGGCGCACUGUACGUCGAAAGUGUGACUGUUGUUCACUUCUAUAAUUGACAGUGCGAUUGCGUGCUCGUUGUCGUGUGUGUGACGGUGAACGAGGUGUUUAAGUACGUAUUCUUUUAAUUUUUUUUUCUCUGAACGGUCAGGCGCGUCGAGAGCACAUGAGACCAGUGUGUAAAUGUCGUAAUAACUUUUAAUGCAAGUAACGCAGUUAAAAAAAAGGGUGACGGACAUUAUAAAGUGCCUGGUUUGCAACGCCCUUGACAACACCGUUUCGUCUACCCUUUUUCAUUGCCUUCUAUCCUGAGCAAAAAUGAUUUACGCGAUCGUGACGAUGAAUUUGAAAAAAUUGCAUUAAUUCUUAAGUUACGGACCAGAUGUACAUACCGACGAGAAACGGGGAUAGCAGGCUGAACAAAAGAAAAGGGAAGACAGUAGCAAUGUUAAAGAAAAGAAAAUGAAAAGGAGAUUUGUAAAAUGAUUUCUGGCCCCGGCAUGUGUAUCAGUCAUUCCGUCGUUAACGAAUAACCAACCGCAUUUUUGUAACUGUUUCUUGUUAUUGCUACAACAUUUUGUGUUGUUUGGAUGUCUUGUACGUUUUUAUUUCCACGCGUUAUUUCCGUUAUAUUCGUGUUAUUGUGAACAGAGAAUGACUACAUUGUUGGUGUGAUUACACCAGGAAACUAUAUUUUCUUUUUUUGGGGAUAAAAAACUGAAAAAGAACGUUUGCGCAGUAGACUCCCGUUAUAUUGCCGUAGACGAGAUCGUAGACGUAGACGAUUCCUUUAAAUUGGCAAUAUAGAGAUUCUUAAAGUGCAACGACGGAGUAUUAUUAACUAGUGAUGGAUCGCUAGAAUGGUGGCAAUAUAACGGGAGUCUACUGUAGUAAUAAUAGUAAUAAUAAUGGGAAGAACACACGAAACAGUCCUCGGUAAAUCUACUAUCCGCGCCUACCGUGUGAAUAUUGAAUUUCUCCUCGUGAUUUGAUAUAAAGCUAUUAUUGUACUUUUAUGAUGAACGCGAUUAUAAAUAUAUACAUAUACAUAUUAAUAUACAUAUAUAUAUCUAUAUACACACAUA